Hipposideros armiger (great roundleaf bat) is the source of this 4053-nucleotide messenger RNA. RefSeq names its product natriuretic peptide receptor 3 (gene NPR3). The record is from RefSeq and is a predicted model, not a curated record. Bases 487 to 2169 code for a protein of 560 amino acids. Gene Ontology annotation, cellular component: membrane. The transcript has 8 exons. Gene Ontology annotation, molecular function: natriuretic peptide receptor activity; peptide hormone binding. Lineage: Eukaryota; Metazoa; Chordata; Mammalia; Chiroptera; Hipposideridae. Gene Ontology annotation, biological process: signal transduction.
CGGCCUCGGCGCGCCUUGUGUGGUAACGCGCUCCGCCACUGCCACGCUAUUUAAACGCCGGUUAUGGAUCCAGGAACCGGCGCGAAUCAAUGAGAUCAAACGCGAAGGAGAUGCACCGUCAAUUACAAGCACUUGGACAAGUCUACUUUUUUUUUCUUUUACAAAUAUGCUUUCAAAAGCAACCUUAGCAACGCCCAAAUAGAAGCCACUCUAAGCAAAAUAGUAUAUAUAAAAGGAGGGCGAAUAGAUAUAUUUAUAAUAAGUAUAUGUAUAUAUAAAUAUAUUACAGGCGUACAGGUUUACACCCGGUGAACUUUUUCUUCUUUUUCUUUCUUUCUUUUUUUUUUUUUUAAACGAGUGACACUGCAAAGAAGGACUCUUCCUCUCUAUCUUUUGGCGAGUUAGUAAAGGGGGUAUUCUCUUUUCUUAGAGCGCCCAAGGGGGCGCAGGGACCUUGGAGAGAAGAGUGGGGAGGAAAGAAGAAGGAUGGGUGGGGGGCAGAGGGCGAGCCGGCAGCGAGGGCCGGCGCUUUCCUGCGGCACGAUGCUGUCCCUACCGGUGCUCACUUUCUCUGCGUUCGUCCUGCUCAGCUGGGUGUUGCUGGCCGGCAGCACGGGUGGCGGUGGCAGCGGGGGCGAGGGCCCGGGCGGCGGGCGCCGGGAGAGAGAGGCGCUGCCGCCCCAGAAGAUCGAGGUGCUGGUGCUAUUGCCCCAGGACGACUCGUACCUGUUCUCCCUGGCCCGGGUGCGGCCGGCCAUCGAAUACGCGCUGCGCAGCGUGGAGGGCAACGGGACCGGGCAGCGUCUUCUGCUCCCCGGCACUCGCUUCCAGGUGGCCUAUGAAGACUCAGACUGCGGUAACCGUGCACUCUUCAGCCUGGUGGACCGCGUGGCCGCGGCGCGGGGCGCCAAGCCGGACCUCAUCCUGGGGCCCGUGUGCGAGUACGCGGCGGCGCCGGUGGCCCGGCUUGCGUCGCACUGGGACCUGCCCAUGCUGUCCGCCGGGGCACUGGCCGCCGGCUUUCAGCACAAGGACACGGAGUACUCGCACCUCACGCGCGUGUCCCCCGCGUACGCCAAGAUGGGCGAGAUGAUGCUCGCCCUGUUCCGCCACCACCAGUGGAGCCGCGCCACGCUGCUUUACAGCGACGACAAGCUGGAGCGGAACUGCUACUUCACCCUCGAGGGCGUCCACGAAGUCUUCCAGGAGGAGGGUUUGCACACGUCCGCCUACAGUUUCGAUGAAACCAAAGACUUGGACAUGGACGACAUCGUGCGCUACAUCCAGGCCAGUGAGCGAGUGGUCAUCAUGUGUGCGAGCAGCGACACCAUCCGGGGCAUCAUGCUGGCCGCGCACCGGCACGGGAUGACCAGCGGGGACUACGCCUUCUUCAACAUCGAGCUCUUCAACAGUUCUUCCUACGGAGAUGGCUCGUGGAAGAGAGGAGACAAACACGACUUUGAAGCUAAGCAGGCAUACUCAUCCCUCCAAACAGUCACUCUACUGAGGACAGUGAAACCUGAGUUUGAGAAGUUUUCCAUGGAGGUGAAAAGUUCUGUUGAGAAACAAGGACUCAAUGAGGAGGAUUACGUUAACAUGUUUGUUGAAGGAUUCCAUGAUGCCAUUCUCCUCUACGUCCUGGCUUUACACGAAGUCCUCAGAGCUGGUUACAGCAAGAAGGAUGGAGGGAAAAUUAUCCAGCAGACUUGGAACAGAACAUUUGAAGGAGUCGCUGGGACUGCUAAUUUAGACAGAGGGAGCCUGCCCUAUGCUUCCUUUGGAAACAUAAAUUUGACCUUUGACCUCUGUUUUUAUUUUUCUCCCCCUAUACAGGUUAUUGGUGAUUACUUCGGAAAAGAAGGUCGUUUUGAAAUGCGGCCCAACAUCAAAUAUCCUUGGGGACCUUUAAAACUGAGAAUAGAUGAAACCAGAAUCGUGGAGCACACAAACAGCUCUCCUUGCAAAUCAUCAGGUGGCCUAGAAGAAUCAGCGGUGACAGGAAUUGUUGUGGGAGCCUUACUAGGAGCUGGUUUGCUAAUGGCUUUCUACUUUUUCAGGAAGAAAUACAGAAUAACCAUUGAGAGGCGAAACCAGCAAGAAGAACGUAACGUUGGAAAACAUCGGGAGUUACGGGAAGAUUCCAUCAGAUCCCAUUUUUCGGUGGCUUAAAAGGGAGCCUUUUCUUUUGGCCUGAGAUUCUCUAAGGAGAUUGAUGGGAUGAAAGACAUCAAUGGAACAGAAGGGGUGCUCUUGAAGAAUUCAUUCUUUUAAGCAGUUAGUCAUUUUGUUGUAAAAUUCCUUUAGAAGCUCAGGAACUGUGAUUAAUCACCAUAUGCCCCCCAGCCUUUCAUCUCAUGACAAACAAAUACAAGAAUAUAACGUCACUCUGUUAAACAUUCAUACUGUUUCAAGGGCAUAUGAUUAGAUUUAUGGUUUGAAAAUCUGAUGUCUCCAUAUCUUGAUGGUUUUGGGGGGCAUGUCACACAAAGCUAUAAAAUGUGGUUUUCUUAAGUGAAAUGUUUUAUAGCUAGAAUAAAAUCAUUUUUACAAGUAGAAUAUUCUUGGAAAGAAUUUAACACCCAAGAAGAGGAAAAUAUAAUGAAAAAAUCUCAAGGUUGGAAAUACAGCGUUCCUUUCUCUAGCACUGGUGGGCGGAUUUGAGGUUGAGGACGGCUCUGUCCAAUGUAUACAUUCAGGUCCUGACUUCGUAUCUUGAAAAAGGAUUUUCUCCCUGUCUCCUUCAGUGUCUCAUAAAAGCUGCUCUGGACAGUUGUAACUAUUAAUGAGAUAAGAGGACUUAUACAAGAAAAACAAAUCUAAAAUGUUUCAUUUUUUAAUGUAAAGAAGCCCUGUUUCACACUAACAUUUUAUUUUUAAGUAUUUUAAUCUUAUAUUUUGCUAUUAGAAAAUGUGUCUAUUUUUUCAUUUUGAAAAUUAAAUUUCACUUAUAUUUUAAAGGCAUGGGUAAAGUGUACAACAAACCAACAAUGAUGAAAGAUGCUUCUCUUUUUCUGUUUCCCUCUUCCCUUGGCCAUAGCCAAAUGCAAAUUGCUGCCUUAAUUACAGAGAUCUAGAAAUGUAUUGAGAUGACAGACUCUACAGGAGUACACCAAUUUACCUGCAUUAAAUGUAAAUUAUUUUAGAGAGACUACCCUUCCAAUUCUGACCAAAUGAUGACUUUCAGGAUCAAGGGUGAAAUUUACUAGAAUUAAGUAGGAUUUUACAAAGGGAGGCAACCCUUUUUCUUCCGGAAAAACUUUAUAGAGUUGGAACUUGACAGUGAGCACAGAAAUGAUAAAUUAAAAAAAUUCAUACAUGACACUUUACUGAAAUUUACAGUAAAGAUUUUGGAUAAAAGAGGGACUCUAGCUACUAUAAACCCUUUCAGUUAACUCCAUAGAGUUUUCUUGCCAUCCACUAAUCACCCAUGUAACAGUGGGCUGGGUGUGGAUAUAAGGAAUUUGGACCAACGUGAAUAAGUAUUUACUGAAUACCUACUUUGCACCCCGUACUCUGCACAUCGGUUUAAAUCCAAGUUGCCACUUUCGUUUUUAAUUUGUGGAGAAAAUAGUGAGGGAAGAAUGCGAAGUUGCCGGAUUAGCACAGCACUUUGUAAUUAUGUCACUAGUCCUUGAUAACAUUUUGAGCAUCUGGAAAAUAAAAAAAAUAGUUUUAAAAAUUACUUUGAUGCCUAUAAAAGACCAUGUGUAGGGAGGAUAAUAAAGGUGUUGGAGCAAUUCUUUGGUAGUAAAAAAGGUCAUAAUUCACACAGGUAAUGCUGGAGGCAGAGUGAAUGGAAGCUGAGUGUCUUGGAAGUUGGCCCCAGAGCCCUCUUCCCUGGAGAAGUCGGCCUCUGUCAGUCCUACUUCAGCCAGUCAAAGUGAAUGGAUUAUUUCUGUGGGGCACAUUUACCCUUUAUUGUUUAAAAAGGAAUGCAGGCAGCUGGAGAACAUGAUAAAAGAAUUAACAAUGAACAAUGAAACAACUAUACUGUAGUUCUCCAUGUUGGAUGGAAAGGAAAAAGUGCUGAAUUCAAAAAGGAUGGAUGAAAAA